Fraxinus pennsylvanica is the source of this 657-nucleotide messenger RNA. The record is from the annotation of a GenBank genome assembly. Lineage: Eukaryota; Viridiplantae; Streptophyta; Magnoliopsida; Lamiales; Oleaceae.
AUGGAUAUUGAUUAUGCUAUUAGGAUAGAUGAACCAUCUAAAAUCACUGAUACCAGCACUGCAACAGACAUCGCACUUUAUGAAAAAUGGGAGCGAUAUAAUCGCCUCAGUUUAAUGUUCAUAAAGACUAAAAUUUUUGCUGGUAUACGCGGUUCUGUCGAUCAACAUGACAAGGUCCAAGACUUGAUAAAAGUCAUUGAUGAUCAAUUCUUCACUUCAGAAAAGGCAUUAGCAAGCAUUCUUAUAAUAAAGUUCUCAUCCUUAAAGCUUACCAGUGUGAAAGGUGACACAUUAAUCAUAGUUCACAUCACCCCUCAAGUACAAACAGGUGUUGAACAACCAAUCAUUGAAAUUCCACAAGCUACCGACAAUGUUCAAAUAAAUCAGGUUAUUCAAGAAUUACCAGGACUUCCUAAACAAUGGGUUGAACCACAAACUUCUCGGGAAGAUGUUGGUACAACAUUAAGAAGAUCUGUUAGAACAAAAAGAUCAGCAAUUCCUAGUGAUUAUGAAGUGUACCUACAAGAACUUGACCACAGUAUUGGAGCUGAAAAUGAUCCCGAGUCAUUUUCACAGGCCAUGAGUUGCAAAGAAUCAGAAUUAUGGUACAAUGACAUGAAGGAAGAGAUGAGUUCCAUGAAGAGUAAUAGAGUCUGA